AUGUGCGACCACGACCCCCGCCCGGACGCCACGCACGCCAUCUGUGAGCACGAGGCGGCGGCAGCGAAGGAGGCGGCCGACCCUUGGCAGAGUUUCUAUGGCGAUUCUCUCUUCCUGAAGCGAGAUUGGGAUCUGGAGGACUGGCGAAGCUACUAUGAUAAGAUGCCUGGUUGGGACGGCUGCGACGGAUCGGGAUGGGGCGUCACUCAGUUCGCCGAGGAGGUGUUUUGGAAGAGCGAGGCCAGGGCGUUUUUCCCUCUCUGCGGCAGGGCGGAGGACAUGAAGUGGGCCUACGACCGCGGCCACACCGUCGUCGGGCUGGACGGAGCGGAGAAGCCCGUCAGACACUUCUUCGAGAAGCACCAAGACCUCCAGCAUACCGUGGAGGAGCUCGAGUACGGAAAGCUGUAUAAGAGCAAGGACCGACGCCUGCAGGUCUUCGUGUGUGACAUCAGGGACAUCGCCCUCGUGGUCCUCGGGAAAUUCGACGUCGUGGUGGACUGCGGGGCCUAUGCGUUCAUCCACCCACGAGACAGGGCCAGGUAUGUGGAGACAGUGACGUCAACGCUGCAAAAGGACUACCGAUAUUUCCUCGAAGUCUGCCACGAUGCGCCGCCGUCAGCCACGGGCCAACCCCAGUCGAUCCCGUUCCGCGAAGUGAAAAGGGAUUUUGGUCCUUCGAGGAAACUGAAAUUCUUAAGUACCGAAGAUAUUAGUGAAGAAUGGGCGGUCGACACCUUCUUCCAGACUUACCUCAUUAUGGAACCGAAAAAAUAAUUGAGUCAACUUCCUAAAAUGUCAACUAGGCAUACUUAAAGGGAACAAAAAGUACAUGGAAUUCCUUAUGUCGCAAAUCUCACUUCAUUGCCUUAAAGGUUUAUAUGCUUGCUUAGUAGUUUCCAUGCUACAAAUAAUUCAUCAGAAGAUAUUUAUUGUGAAAAAAAAAUUAAACAAGAAGUAAAUAAAUAUGAAAAAGGUUUUGUGGGGAGAAUUCCAUAGAUGUAUUUAUGUAUUGAAAUAACAUGAUCUACACAAUGGA
Molecule: messenger RNA, 1039 nt
Organism: Penaeus chinensis
Lineage: Eukaryota; Metazoa; Arthropoda; Malacostraca; Decapoda; Penaeidae
Product: thiopurine S-methyltransferase-like
Exons: 6
Coding region: 1-777 (258 amino acids)
Molecular function (GO): thiopurine S-methyltransferase activity
Source: RefSeq, a predicted model, not a curated record